Messenger RNA from Solea solea (common sole), 1196 nucleotides. RefSeq names its product glutamic acid-rich protein-like. NCBI's taxonomy places the organism in Eukaryota, Metazoa, Chordata, Actinopteri, Pleuronectiformes, Soleidae. The record is from RefSeq and is a predicted model, not a curated record. The transcript has 6 exons. The coding region runs from base 135 to 1151 and encodes 338 amino acids.
CUCGGAAAAGAAGAAGAAAGAAGAAGAAAGAGCUAGCAGCGUUAGCGUACUCUGCAUGUGGACAUAACAAUCGUGAAGAUAGCGGUGUUUUCAUGUGUCGCAGGUAAAAUAUUCCUGUUGAUAACGAAGCAGCGAUGUCUGCGCUUCAGUGUUUCAGAGAUUUAAUCACCGAGCGACUCACUGUUGCUGCUGAGGAAAUAUUACGACACGUCGAAACAACCGUCGUAGAGUACGAGGAAAAGUUGGAUCGUCAGCGCAAACUGUUGGAGAUCGUUUGCAAACCUCGAGUAACGUUACAGCGAAUAGCUGCCUGCCAUCAUGUGGCGAAGGAAGAGCUUCCACAGCAGCAUGUCUGUCAAGAGGAGGAGGUUCUCACUGAGCAGCAGCUCUGUAACCAGGAGAGGAACUCCAGUCUAGACCAAGAGGAACCAGAGUCACUACAGAUUAAAGAGGAGCAGGCGGUAAUCUGCACCAGUCAUGAGGGAGAGCAGCUUGAAGUGAAGCAGGAGGCUGAUACAUUAAUGUUGACUCCUGAAAAUGAGGAAAGUGACCACAUGGAACCAGGAAGAAAUGAGGAAGAUGUGGAUCUUCAGCCCAGACUCCAUAUGAAGUGGGGCCCUGUAAUAAAGUUACAGAGGACAGAGCUUCCACAGCAGCAUGUCCCUAAAGAGGAGGAGGUUCUCACUGAGCAGCAGCUCUGGAACCAGGAGAGGAACUCCAGUCUGGACCAAGAGGAACCAGAGUCACUACAGAUUAAAGAGGAGCAGGAGGAAACCCGCACCAGUCAUGAGGGAGAGCAGCUUGAAGUGAAGCAGGAGGCUGAUAUAUUAAUGUUGACUCCUGAAAAUGAGGAAAGUGACCACAUGGAACCAGGAAGAAAUGAGGAAGAUGUGGAUCUUCAGCACAGACUCUUUAUGAAGUGGGGCCCUGUAAUAAAGUUACAGAGUACAGCCAGAUUUUAUCCCACCCGAACUUCAGCGGACCACAGAGGCUCUCACCACCCCCUCUAUGGCCCAGGAGAUGGAGGAGACAACGUAAGCGGAGCGGAGUGCAUGCUAGGCUACUUGCUAACCCACACAGACCGGCACUGCCCAGUCUCCUCCUCGCGAACAUCAGGUCACUCACCAACAAACUGGACGAGAUUCGACUGAGGAUCGUCUCACGGAAGACAAACAGCUGUGUGGCGAUUUCCACCG